ACAGGUUUAACUUUACAUGUUUUUCCACUAGAGAACAAGACAGUCCUCUUAAACCUACAAUGAAUAUGCCUAAAUUAUUAUACCUAACCAUUCUGGUCUUGAUCCUGUGUGGAUUUGUCAGUGGAUUUAUGAUUUCGCAGCCAUAUUCAUCAGUGAGGGUACAGCCAGGAUUCUCCACAACUUUUCAGUGCCAUGUUGAGGCAGAAGGCCACUAUUCAUUUUUUUGGAUAAAAGUUCCUCUUAAAACAGCUUUAGUCUAUAUAGCUACUGUAAAUUCACUCAGGAGUGAUGUGGAAAUGUUUGGCCAAUUUAAAAAUAAUCCCAGAAUCAAUGUUAUUUUGAAAAAAAACAACUUCACCUUGUCAUUUUUGUCCAUGAAAUCAACCGAUAUUGCAACAUACAUUUGUGGAGCACAAGGCUACGAGCAGUUAUAUUUUGGAAAUGGGAGUAAGCUGAUUGUCGAGGAUAUAGCUGCUACUGAGCCAACAAUGCCAAUUGAAAAUGAAGAAGAAAUAAACGUACAAUUGUCAGUUUUUGUCUAUGCUGUGUCAAUACUAUCAGCGACUAAUGUCGCAUCAAUAGUCAUCAUCAUUGCUCUCAUUUACCACCUAUUAAAAAAGAACAAAUCAGGUGUGACAAGACCAGACAGUGGUACAGGUGAAUGUCAUACAGAUGAUGUAAGCUAUGCUGCUCUCACAUUUAGCCACAACCAGAUAAACACCAUACAGACAAGAAGCAGCGUGGACACCGUAGUCAUAUAUGGAGAUGUGCAGCACUAAGAGGGAGUAGCGUUCUAGUUAGCUAAAUAAUCAUUUACUAUUUUACAUCCUGAAUGUUCAUUAUUAAUUUAUAAAUCCCAUUAUAUUAUAUCCAUAAUCAACAUUCAGCUUCCAAAUUUUACAUUUAUUAGCAUGAAUUUCUUCAUCAAAUGAUUAGGAAUGCAUUCAGUAAUUGUAUAUUUUUGGUUUUGGUUUGGUAUAUUUGUAUAUUUUAAACUGUGACUAAUAUUAUCUUGUUAUUUUAUUUGAAGAAAAGUGGUGUUGCAUUAAUAUAUCUUGUAAUAUACAUUAUGUUUGCAUGUUAUUUUAUUCUGCUUGUUUCUGCCAUAAAACUGUCAUAUACACUUUUUGUUAAGAUUUUACUUUAGUAAAAUAAUAUCAACGAUUCAUAUGGAGGGCCAGGUCUUAUCUUUUUUUUUAAUUGCUCAUAGAAUAAUUUUGGUGAAUGGAUAAUUAACUAAAUCAUUUUAUUUCUGUCAUGACCUCCGACCACCUGCAGUUCUGUCUGGGAAUCAACUGUACCCAUAGAAAUUUUAUUUGUAACUUAAUGUCACAGUCUGUUACAGUGUAAAUAAUUGUUAUGAAAUGUUAUAAAGUUUUGCAAAGA
Ictalurus punctatus (channel catfish) is the source of this 1386-nucleotide messenger RNA. RefSeq lists its product as uncharacterized. The record is from RefSeq and is a predicted model, not a curated record. Gene Ontology annotation, biological process: response to bacterium. Bases 60 to 779 code for a protein of 239 amino acids. Lineage: Eukaryota; Metazoa; Chordata; Actinopteri; Siluriformes; Ictaluridae. The transcript has 6 exons.